Messenger RNA from Dicrocoelium dendriticum, 3957 nucleotides. The record is from the annotation of a GenBank genome assembly. NCBI's taxonomy places the organism in Eukaryota, Metazoa, Platyhelminthes, Trematoda, Plagiorchiida, Dicrocoeliidae.
UGCAGCACCGGGUUGAAUACACAGAGCAUAUUGACAGACUUGUUUGGGACAGUUUCUCGGAAAUCGUUUAGCUCGCUUCCGGGCGAAAUUUAGCGAAGAUUAGCAGCGGACUACUUCGGGAUCAGAAUAUCAACACGGUGUUCCAGAAUUGGCCACAGUCAUGAAUGAUACCACGUCACUCCACGUAUAUAACAAUACGAUCAGUUUUGGUGCAUCGAUUACCAGCGACCGGUGAUUGUCAGGUGGAACAUCGACAUCCAUCGUGUCUGGAAACGAUACGGCUUAGCGACUGCCGGUCGAUGUGAUUCUCCAUAUGGAAUUGAAUCAUUUUAUGUCCUUCGAAUCAGUAUUAUCAGCGGCCCGACGCUAUCUACAUCCCGAGACUGGUCGUAUAUUUCCUCGACACUACCGUAUGCAUUUGUUGGGUAUCCAUUCCGGAAAGUCGUUGCGUCACACCCAUUGUGAUGUUUGGACCGACUACAAAAUGUCCGCUUUACACCGUGCGUCACUUUGCAAAGUACAUCUCAUGGAUGUUUCAGCCGCUCUGGGAUCUGACGCUACUGACUCAUGCCACAUAUUAACUUCGACGCCGUGUGUUCUCUACGACCUCGAUUUGUUGCAACUGACUCGGAGUAAAUCAGACCACAGCACUGCCUUCCCAUCUUUACGCGAGUAUCCGUUCUCCUUCACCGUUGGCACUUCUUCUGAGUCGCAAGCCAGCGUUGUGUUGGACGCCGUCGUCGCUUAUUUUGACGUUCGGUUUGACGAUGAUGCACCGACUCCGUCGAGUUUUUCCACAUCUCCGUCUUCUGCUCAAACGCAUUGGAAACAUGCAGUCCUUUUUCUCAAUACACCCAUCCAAGUCGAGCACGGUGAUCUUGUUACCGGAACAGUUUCCAUUCAUCGUCGGGCAGACCCUAAGUGUUCUUUGGAUCUACAACUUUGUGUGAACGCUUUGCGUGAUCAACCGGCUCUUCGACAGCGCUACUCGUUCGAGUGUGCUUUUCGUGAGCCCCAGUUUGACAGCAAACGGUGGAUCAAUGAGGCGCUAAAAUCCGCUACGGUGGAGCACAAUGUACAGGAGAAAGCAACCGAUUUAGUCCUCCAACUUCAAGGUCAGCUGAAGGAGGUUAUGCAGACUUUGGACCGGACCCGACAAGAUAUUAUGAUUACUGUGCCUCGAGUCCUACGUGAAGUUGAGGCGCUUAAAUCAGAUGCCCUCACGCUUGGCUCUGAGUUAGAGCAGUUGAAAGCCUCCCUCAGUGAAGUGAACGCUGGCGGCCAGCAAACUAUCACUCGUCUGGUCGAACUCGAUCGGGAAAGGCGCAAUGCACAAGCGGCUGCUAACGCAUUGCAGGAAACUGUUCGCUGGUCGAAUUUGGUGAAUGGGAUCGAUGAAUUGCUAGAGGCUGGUGAGCUGGAUCAGGUAUGCUGCAGUCUUGAAGGAAUGGAACAGUGCCUAACUGCUCUUAACCUACUUUCUGAUUACUCUGAACGCAUGACUCUCCUGGAGCGACACAAAAAUUCCUUGGAGGCCUUGAUUGCACCGCAGAUAAUUCACGCGUUGGAUCACACCACAGCGGACGCUUGGAGUCGUCUGGAUGAUACUGAGCAUGUGGACCGAGAGGCAAAGCACCUGAUCAACUUGUUGCACCGGAUAGGGCGAGAGGCGGCGGCCAAGAAUUAUUAUACCAAUUGGUUAAAGUUGCAGUUGAAAUCCUAUUGGGAGAAGAGCAGUCAACCACAACAGGCGUCCAUAGGUCCUGCACCACAUCGUUUUGUAGAGAAAAUGUUGGCGUUUGGACCAUCUGAGCCACCCGACCACACUUUCCUGUCAGGAGACGCUUCCUCGCAAUGCACCCAGUCCCUCAGUCCUAUCCUUCUGACUUUCUAUGCCUGCAUGAUCCAGCUGUUUGAGCACCAAGUUCAAUGUCAUCUGUUUGGCGCCUCUCACCCAAUGGUUUUGAUGAAAGCUUUCACCGAUGCGCUCGAGUCGCUACACAGCACACGGACCACUUUUGUCCUCGGAUCGACUGUGGAUUCUGCCGAUCUGGGGGGAACCCACCGAGCUGAACAAUUAUCCAGUUUGCUCAAGAUUUCACUCAGGUGCUGCUCAUUGCUUGGGGACAUCCUCAGUUCGCAGUUCCCAAACAUGGACGCACCUGCAUACCGCGAUGUUUGCGGGCAACUAGUGCACGCAAUCCUAUCUCCAUUUGGUGCAAUCGUGGACACGUUUGGCCGGCAGCUACGGAAGCGAUUUGAGGAUGAGUUGAGCAGGAUUCAGUUGAACACCGCCGAGCAACACCACUUCUUGGAUGGCCUAGCCCAGACCAUCUCUUCAUCAAUCCAACUGAUUCACACAUCCAUUCAAAGUUGUUUCGAUCUCACAUUGGGCAUGGGCUUGCCACAUCUGUUCAGCAGUAUUCAGUUCUACUGGGUCACUUUACUUGCCAAAUGGACGAUCGCCAUCGAACGAUCUGGGGAGCACCUCAUCAAUACGGAUGCUAAGGGUGGCCACAGCCAGACAACUGGGUUUGUUUGCGCCCUCCGGGUGGCCACACUGACCGGCGAACUCAGUUUGAAGGCUGACGCAUUUGUGGAGAACUUGAUGGACAAAUCAGCUGACUUUUUGUCCAAAGUUUUUACCCCGUCUGACAGUUCUCCGCUUUUGGGUAUCGGUAUUUUUUCUACAAGCCUGUACACUGAAGAUUGGAACUCCAUCUGUUCUUCGGAUUGGGCGUUACUCAACCAGCUGGCUCUCUCGCUCCCUUCUGAUUGCCUUGACGCUCUGCAAUCUAUCGCUCACCCCAGUGACCGCAUCGAACAACUCGACGGAUCCACCAUUCCUCGUUUGCAAACCAGUCUGAGUAGCCUACACCGGACAAACGUGACCGCUUGUCGGGCCGCUGUGCUUAUGCUCCGGCGCGUGGCUCUGGCUCCAAUUCGCCAGUUUUUGCAACCGGUUCCCUCGCUACCUGUUUGGUCCACCAAGCCAGAUAGCGGAGAUGACACCUUACCGGAUUUGGCCUAUUUACCUCAGGAUUACAUCACCCGUGUCGGUCAAUACUUACUCGUUCUAUUUGACCACUUGGAGCCGUAUAUGUGCAAUGGCAACGAUCCGGAGCUUUCUGCACCAAGAGAUUCUUCUGACUUCACUCCUAGUCAGGCCUUGACUGAAUGUCUACAUUUGGGUAACCUCGAAGCGGCGAGCAUACCUGCUAGGGUUGCAUCUACCGGUCACAGUGAGGCGGAAGCUCACACUUCCAACUUACGACGUCGAUUGGUCAGCCUGACCCACGAUUCACGCAGAUGCACUGAGAUCGACGGUGGACUUCCUGUGUUUCGUUGGUUUGAAAGCUUCGUAUCCGGCACUGCAUGUGAUUUGCUCGCAACAAACAUGCUGCGCAUUGGGGACGCGGCGGUAGCUCGCACGGAAAGUCGCUUGAGUCGGGGCCAACGCGGUGACGACACUGAGGAUGAGAGCGAACUGCGACGCCACGAACUCCUUACAUCACAUGGAGCAAAACAGUUGGAGGUUGAUCUCGGCUAUUUACAACACCUGCUGGACGACUUAGGCCUCAGUUUCCCAGGUCACUUGCAAGCUCUCCGCGAACUGAUUAGCUGUCCAGCCGAUCGAUUUGCCAGUGUCAGUGCAAGUCGACCGCCGUCGAUUGUAAAUGCGAUCGCGAGAAUUCGUGGUCUGUGACGCUCGUGUGUCUUGGCUGUGCUAUAACUGUUCUCUUAAUCUACUGGCUUCCUUUUAACCUGUUUCUUCUUUCCCUUGUUACUUUGUAAGCAAGCGGUUUUCAGCUUGUUCUCUUCUUUUAUCUCCUCUUCAGUUUGAUGUCUUCUCCGAUGAAUUUGCAUGAGUCGGGACACUUCGUUCACAAUAAAAUAGACUUUGUUUUGCAUGUAUUUGUGGAUUGUCAUGUUUAUAAAAGAUACGUUGAUUGUUGC